AGAAGAGAAAUACCAGAGUUUUCUUUCUGUUUUGAUAUGUUUUAAACAUGGUUUUGGUUCUUGUCUGAAAAGUUCUAUUUUCUCAAUUCAGAAAAUUAAACCAUUUUGUUUUCAUUCCCGGAAGGAUUCUCAACUGUUGAAAUUGCAACGUCUUCGGAACGAUCGAGCUAGUUGUUUUAUUUUCUGGGGAAAUGGGUUUAAUUUUUCCAAAUUACAUCAACUACUUUCUUUAAAUAAAUUUCCUACCGUUUUCUGUUUUUACAAGUUUCCAAACAUAGAAAAAGGUUUUUCACUGAGCUACGUACGUACCUAGAGCUAGCUGUUGUGGAGUUUCUUUUAGUUCUUAGAUCCUUUACACCCACAGAAACAUCUUCCAAUCAAACACCAUGACUGAUCAUCAAGCUUGUGAUAAUGAAGAGCACACUCUUGGCGCUGGCUUACUCCUCACUGCCACCACCACCACCACCACCACCACCACCACUGGUUCCGACAAAUACCGUCGCAUUUGGCGUCGAAGUAUAGGUGUAGGGAUUCUGGUCUCUGUGACCAAGAGACCCCUUUAUGAUCAGGAUUCUCCACAGCCAUCGCCAUCGUCGAUACCUUAUGCUCCUUGCCCACAAGAACAACCCCAGCAUGCCAUUGACGUAAUUCCCUCUGUUGAUGGGGAUCAGGAGAGAGAGGCAGACGAAGAUCGGAACAAAGUUGUUCAGAUUAUGAAAGAGAAGAACUUGCCCUCUCUUCUAAAACUCGGUGGCCUUGACUGGGUUGCAGGAGUUCUGGGUUCUAAUUUAAAGGAGGGAAUGCAUGAUGACCAGCAAGUGCACUGGAACACCAACAACAACUCUGACGGUGAAAAAGUCUUCUUCUACUUCUUCUUGCAGGCUUGUGGCAAAUGGACCAUUUUUCUGCUCUUGGUCUCAGCUGGAUUUGCCUUUGCUAUUGAUAUCACGGAGCAUGGACUUGAAGAUGGGUGGCAUGACGGGGUUGCUAUUCUCGUAGCCGUGGUCCUGCUUGUUGCAUUCCCUUCGGUAGGGAACUUUCACCAUGAAAGGAAGAGGGUGAAGAAGAUGUUAAAGAAUAUUAGGAAAUUGGAAGUGAAUGUUGUCAGAAGUGGAAAGCGCCGAUGGAUUGCCAUUUCUGAUGUUGUGGUGGGUGAUGUAGUGCAUUUGAAGAAGGAUGAUCGCAUUCCCGCUGAUGGUUUGUUUGUGCAAGGGGAGAAUUUGGUAGUGGAUGAGGUCUUCAACUCCAAAAUUGAUAGUGAUCAGAACCCGUUUCUUGUCUCAGGUUCAAAGGUUGUUGAAGGCCGUUGUACGAUGCUUGUGACACCGGUUGCCGAUGAUAAUAAUACAGCUAAGUCUUCUCAUUAUCCUAAUAAGAAGACACUGUUACAAGCUCGGAUCGCGGAACCAAAUGGUUACAAUGAAAUGUUUGCUCUCUGUGUCACUCUGCUUAUUGCUCUUGUUCUGUUAAUUCGCCUCUUAUGCGGAAAACACAAUAACAGUAACGAUUUGCCAGAACUUAAAGGUAAUGUUUCGGUGGGUAUGAUGAUGAAGAUCGUUGAGAAAAUUUCCCUGAAAUCUCAAGGAAAGAUUUGGAUUUUGACAAGUGCUCUUUCAGCCAUGGUAAUAGGAAUACAACACGGAAUGCCUUUUGUGAUUACAGUUUCUCUGAACUGCUGGAACAAGAAGGUGCAGAGAUAUGGGGCGGAACCUCGGAAUUUAUCAGCCUGUGGCACAAUGGGGCAUGUCACAGUCAUUUGCAUUGAUGCAACUGGUGGGCUGAUGUGUAACCAGGUGGAGGUUAACAAAUUUUUUGUCGGCGAGAAAGAUAUCAGCAAUGGGGCCGUGGACUCUGAAACGAGCCAAGUUGUUGUUGAAGCUUUGCAUCAGGGAAUAUUUGGCGUGUCAGUUCUUGCGCCUGAGAUCACUGUUAUUCCGACCACCAAUUCGCUUAUUUCCUUGCUCGAGUCAAAGUGGGGUCCGAAUAAGGAGGUUUUGGAUCAAAGUUUUGACAUUCUUGGGUCUACAAAAUUGAGCUCUAUCAAGAAAGCUGGUGGUGUUUUGAUGAGGAGAAAACGUAAUGAUGAAAAAAUGCACCACUUGCACUGGUUUGGGGAUGCAUCGACCAUAUUGAAAAUGUGUUCACACUACUAUGACUGUAGAGGUCAAACACAUGCUAUGGAAAGCAAGAAAAGAAAGUUUGAGCAGUUUAUUAAAGAUAUGGAGGAUGGUGGUCUUGGACCCAUUGCGUUUGCUUAUAAGGAAAUUGAGGACCAAAAGUUAGUAGAAGAGGGGUUGAAUUUACUGGCACUAGUGGGUCUGGAAUACCACCUAUGUCGGGAAGAGAUAACAUCAGUAGUGAAAAAUCUUAAAUCUGCUGGAGUAGGGGUGAAGUUGAUUUCAGAGGAUGAGCUCUCAGCAGUGACACCCAUAGCUUUCGAAAUAGAAAUCUUUGACCGUGCUGGUUCAAAUCAUGUGGCACUUAAAGCUGAAGAAAUUCGAGAACUGAUUAGCAGUGGAAGGAUGGAGAAACUGGAUCUGGCUACUGUGAUAGGAAGUUGCCUCCCUGAGGACAAGCUCUGGAUUAUACAGCAAUUGCAAAAAGAAGGUCACAUAGUUGCUUUCUUUGGAGGGUUGACCACAAGAGACACCCUACCUUUAAAAGAAGCCGAUGUAGGGAUCACUGCCCGGAGACGGAGCACUGAAUUGGCAAGAGAGAGCUCUGAUAUUUGUGUCAAAUAUUUUGGUUCACUAUCUCGUAUUUUGAAGUUUGGCAGAUGCAGUUACCACAACAUUCAGAAGUUCAUUCAACUUCAGCUCACCGCUUGCAUCUCUGGGUUUACAAUAGCCUUAGUGACCACAAUGGUUUCUGGAGCAUCCCGAAUAACAGGAUUUGAAAUGUUUUGGGUAAAUUUGGUUAUGUACCUUGUGGGCAGCCCAGUGUUGUUGAUGGAGUUAAAAACCCAGGAAGCACUGCUAACCCAAAAACCAGCUAAAGGGUCACUACUAACCAGGGCCAUAUGGGGAAACAUUGGAGUUCAAGUCAUAUACCAGGUUUCUGUCUUGCUGGUCUUUCAGUUUAAGGGAUUCGGCACGAUCGAUGAUGUCCGGAAGACCAUGAUCUUCAACAUGUUUUGCCUAUGUCAGAUCUUCAAUCAGUUCAAUGCCAUGGACAUAGUAAAGAAGGAUGUGUUGAAGGUGGUUGUUCGGAGCUCUUGGUUUUUGGUCACUUUGGCUGCUGUUAUGACCAUGCAGGUGUUGGUGAUUGAGUAUUCGGGUGUUGUGACCAGUUUUGGGAGAUUGAAUGCGGUGCAGUGGGCUUCCUGUUGUAUUGUUGCUGCACUUCCAUUGGCCUUAAAAUCACUUGGAGAUAUCUUCAAAACAUGGUACUCUUUGGUUUCGAGAUCAGCUGACCAUUCAAAUGAUGGGUUCUCGAAUAGGAUGCAUAGGCCUUAUGUUUCCCAUUUUGGUGUCCCAUUUUUCAUGUUCCUUUUCCCCGCGUUGCCCGGACUAUUCGCUAUUGUAAAUCAGUACGAAAAUCUGCCAGUGGCUUGUAGAUAAAUAUUAGGGAAAUGUUUUUGUGGGCUCCGUCCCACUUGAAAGGGGUUACCUAGUUGUUGUGUAAUGCAAUCGUCACGUCUGUCUAGCUGUCUGUAUUGUAAGCUAGCUUUACUGUCUCCAAAAUAAGAAAAUGUUGUAGUGUCACGCCUGUCUAGACUGUCUGUUUUGUAAGCUAGCUUGACUGUCUCCAAAAUAAGAAAAUGUUGUAGUGAUACACUUGCUGCUCCUUCUAUAUUCUAUCCCUGUAAAUGUCUCAGGUCUGUAUGGACUGUCUUUAUUGUAAGCUAGCUUGACUGUCUCCAAAA
Messenger RNA from Alnus glutinosa, 3865 nucleotides. RefSeq names its product calcium-transporting ATPase 12, plasma membrane-type-like. The transcript is spliced from 2 exons. Gene Ontology annotation, molecular function: nucleotide binding; P-type calcium transporter activity. The record is from RefSeq and is a predicted model, not a curated record. Gene Ontology annotation, cellular component: intracellular membrane-bounded organelle. NCBI's taxonomy places the organism in Eukaryota, Viridiplantae, Streptophyta, Magnoliopsida, Fagales, Betulaceae. The coding region runs from base 387 to 3560 and encodes 1057 amino acids.